Messenger RNA from Hirundo rustica (Barn swallow), 1676 nucleotides. RefSeq names its product DnaJ heat shock protein family (Hsp40) member C28 (gene DNAJC28). The transcript is spliced from 3 exons. Lineage: Eukaryota; Metazoa; Chordata; Aves; Passeriformes; Hirundinidae. The coding region runs from base 387 to 1484 and encodes 365 amino acids. The record is from RefSeq and is a predicted model, not a curated record.
GCCCUUUCCUUGCCCUCUCUCUCGCUGCCCGCGUCCUUGAGCGCGGGGUCACGCAGCGCGCCCUCCUCUUCCUGCCGGCCCUCCUCUUCCUGCCGGGGCCCUUCCCGCACUGCGGCCGGCGGCACCAGGUUUGCUCCCCUGCCUGAUACCAGCCAAGGAGUUUGGCCACUGCUGGGAUAAAAAGGCUGAACUAAGCGAAUCUGUAACCUGAGUGCUGAUCCAGAUGUUGCUGCGUGAUACCGAAAACGUGCUGUGAUGACCUCCUUUGCGAACGUACCAGGUCAUAGAGCUUGAGGCAUUGAUCCAAGGGAGUAGGAAGUUGAGCUGUUGCUGGAUGUUCUUUAUAAUGUAGCUGCAUCUGAAGAGAUCCCCAGCGGCUUUGUGUCAUGCUGACCAACAACAUGGGACAUUGUUUCGUGGGACGGGGAGCCAUGAUUCCAAGGAAGCUGAAGCCGUUUCUCUGCAGGAUGUUGUCGGGUUACAAACCCAAAAACAACGUCCAGGACUCUUACAAGAUUCUGGAGCUCGAGGAAGGAUGCUCCCUCGAUGACGUCAGAAACUCCUAUCACAGCCUUGCCAAAAAAUACCACCCGGACAGCAGCUCCGGCGUGGCCGAUUCCAAGGCCUUCAUAAGGGUGGAGGAGGCCUACAGGGUUGUGCUCAACGACCUGGGAGCCAAACAGAAGUCAGACCCGGGCGAGGAGGAGGAAGACCAGUUCAAAUCCAAGUCCCUGCAGCACAGACACUACCUGAGCUUCGAGGGCGUGGGCAUCGGCACGCCGAGCCAGCGGGAGAAGCAGUACAUGCAGUUCCGCGUGGACCGCGCCACCGAGCAGGUGCUGGAGUACCGGCAGCAGCGGCUCGAGAGCCGCUACGCCGGCAGCGACCUCAGCAGGGCCAAGGACGUGCGGCAGAGCAAGAAGGUGAAGAUAACUCAGGCGGUGGAACGGCUGGUGGAGGACCUCAUCCAGGAGUCCAUGGCCAAAGGAGACUUCGACAACCUCCGCGGCAAAGGGAAACCGUUGCAGAAGUUCUCGGACAGCCCCCACAUCGACCCCAUGACCCACAACCUGAACAGGAUCCUCAUCGACAACGGGUACCAGCCCGAGUGGAUCCUGCUGCAGAAGGAGAUCCGGGAGACCAUCGAGCGGCUGAGGAAGAGCAUCGUGGCCUCCAGGAGGAAGCUGGGGGAGCCGAUGACGCUGUCGGAGCAGAAGCAGUGGGGUCGGGUCUGCGAGCAGUUCGCAGAAGACAUCAGGAAGCUGAACAAGAGAGUUGACAACUUCAACCUGGUGGUGCCCAUUCUGAGCAGGCAAAUGGUGCAUUUCAGCACGGACAAGGAAAUCCUGCGAGCGCGAAAGACUUACGAGGCUGUGGUGGAAAAGGUUUCUGGUUCAGGCACGAAGGAAAAUGAGGGGGAAGAGGGCAAAAGGUUUGGGUGGAAGUCUUCUCUCUUGAAGUGGUUAAAGCUUGCACCGAAAUAAUUUCGCACUAAUUCCUCUCGUCAAGGUUUUGAAUGCACUUUAUUAAUGAUAGCACUAGAGAAAUUUCAGGUUCACUGAAAAUGUGAAAUCCACACUGUCACGCUGCUUGAAGGAAAUUUGGUUGUGUGAUGAGCACUUUCAUUAUAAAUAAUUGAGUUAUUUUUAAAUGUUAUUAAAUGAAAUGUGCCAGUU